This is a messenger RNA of Lymnaea stagnalis (great pond snail), 942 nucleotides long. Lineage: Eukaryota; Metazoa; Mollusca; Gastropoda; Lymnaeidae. The record is from the annotation of a GenBank genome assembly.
AUGUUUGGGGUGACCCCAGCCAUCUCGUUGUUCGGGAUCGUCGGAAACAUCUUCAGCAUCAUCAUCUUGAUCCGACACGGCCUAAAUAAAUGUUCCAACAUUUUGUUGGUAGUUCUGGCGGCCAAUGACAUCUGCUUCCUGAUUGGUUUCAAUAGCGUCCCCAACUUCCUGUAUGACCUGGGCGGACCAGUUGAGGGCUUCGCAUACAACCCACAAGUGGGCUUCUUCCUGUUUAUUCUACACCAACUCUUUGAGGUCAUGGACUAUGGAUGUGGUGCCGUGUCCUUGACCUUACCUGUUCUGAUCACUUCCGAGAGACUUAUUGCCGUGUUCCUGCCCCUUCAGUUCACCCAAAUAGUAACACCAAGACGAACCUGGUGUGCUGUCGUCAUCAUAUGCGUCUGCUGGUACGGCUUUUUCAUUCAUAUGUCGUUUUUGGUGACCUUGCAAUAUGAGUUUAGCCCAGCCUCUAACACGUCCAUUGGGCUAAUGAGGCGCUCUGACUACUUCAACGACAUUAUUGAGAUUGUCCCAGUUCUGGAGCUGUCUAUGUCUUAUCUAUGUCUCAAGAUCCCGCCUGUAGCGACCUUCGUUGGUUGCGUGACGAUUGUUAUCAAGGUCAAAAUGGCGUCCGUGAGGCGGCUGAAAAUAACUUCAAAGAGCAAUAAGGCGUCGAAGUCAAACCGUACAACAAAGAUGUUGUUGGCCGUGUGUACGAUGUACACGAUGACGUGCGGCGUCAUGUCGCUCCCAACAUUCCUCCCCCAGUACAUGUACUACACCAUGACAAGCGACGCCCCAUCUAAUCUCGGUAGAAUCAUGUACCAGGUCAUGAACCUUGCCCUCUGUAUCAAUAGUUCUUGGAACUUUAUUAUUUAUGUCGUCAUGAACAAGAAUUUCAGAAAGACGUAUUGGUCGCUUUUUGAUAGGAAAAAAUCUUAA